AUGCAGGGCAAGAAGACGUUCCUCAGCGAUCGUUUUCUGAUAGGGGAGGAGCUGGGGCGCGGCGCCUAUGGGCAGGUUUUCAAGGGCAUGGACGCCAACACGGGGGACGUCGUUGCCAUCAAGCAGAUAUCUCUAAGUGGUGUCUCCCAGGAAAACUUGCAGAGUGUGAUGGGCGAGAUAGACCUGCUGAAGACGCUCAAUCACAAGAACAUCGUCAAGUACAUCGGCUCUUUCAAGACGAGGACGCACCUGUACAUCAUCCUGGAGUUUAUGGAGAACGGCUCGUUGUCGUCCGUCAUCAAGCCCAACCGGUUCGGCGUCUUCCCAGAGAGCCUAGUGGCGAUCUACAUCGCUCAGGUGCUCCAGGGCCUGGUGUACCUGCACGAGCAGGGUGUGGUGCACCGCGACAUCAAGGGCGCCAACAUCUUGACGACAAAGGAGGGCCUCGUCAAGCUUGCUGACUUUGGCGUGGCGGCGAAGCUUGGUGAGCUGGAGAAUGGUCGGGACGAGCUGCAGCAGAACGUGGUGGGGACGCCCUACUGGAUGGCGCCAGAGGUGAUUGAGAUGACUCAAGUCACCGCAGCCUCCGACAUCUGGUCAGUGGGCUGCCUGAUCCUGGAGCUUCUCACCGGCUACCCCCCUUACUACGAUCUGCAGCCCAUGAGCGCGCUCUUCAGGAUCGUGCAGGACGACCACCCGCCGCUGCCGGAGUCCGUCAGCUCCCUGCUGGAUGACUUCCUGCUGCAGUGCUUCCAGAAGGACCCCGCCGCGCGCCCCGACGCGCGCGCGCUGCUGCAGCACGAGUGGAUCCAGUACAACCGCCGCACCCUGCGCUCCAGCUGGACACGCGCGCAGGGCUACCGCACGCGCGGCCGCGGCGCCGCAGAGGCGCACGAGUCGGUCACCAGCGUCGUUGAGCGAAUGCUGGGCAGCGCGGACGCGGCGGCGGCCGGCGACGACGGCCCCGGGGGCGGCGGCGGCGGGCGCGGGCGCGGCGCGCUGUACACGUCGGACGCGGCGGCGGGCCCGCUGGCGACGCAGACGCCGCUCACGCUGGCACUGCAGCAGGACAUGGGCGCGCCGGGGCUGGAGGCCGGCAGCGGCAUGCUGCUCCCGCUGCCGCCGAGCCCGCGGGGACCGCCAGCCCAGCAGCAGCAGCAGCAGCAGCCGGCGCAGCCCGCGGCGCAGUCGCGGUUCGCAGAGGCGCAGCAGCAGGCGGUGGGCGGCGCGGCGUCGUCGCCAUCGCCGCGGGGCGGGGCGGGGGCGGCGGCGAUCGAGCUCUCGACGGCGGCGCAGCCGCCCCCUCAGGGCGCCGCGGCGGGGGCGGCGGCGGCGCAGCGGCUGGUUUCGGGGUCGGCCGCGGGCACCAGCGGGAAGGGGCGGGAGGACCCCGCGCGGCCGGCAGGCAGCAGCACGCCGCGCUCCGUCCCGUCCCCGCCGCCGCCCGCGGGCCCCGGCACCGGGGCCGGCGGGUGGCCGCAGCAGCACACGCCGCCGGGGUCGCGGGAGCAGCGGGCGGCGGCGUCGGCCGCGGCGACGGCGGCGGCGGCCUUCAGCGGGCCGGGCCCGCCCGGGGGCCUGUCCCUAUCACCGCGCGAUCGCGAUCGCGACGGCGGCGGCAGCGACUGGGAGGGCGCCCUGGGCGUCUUCCUCUCGCGCCUGCAGGGCGCGGACAGCGGCGCGCCGACGCCGACCGCGCGGCUCGCCCCUUACGGCAGCAGCCUGGCGGCGUGGCUCGACGAGGCAGAGCGGCCGGGCAAGGGCGGCGGCGGCGGCGUCAUGCGCGGCCCGGCGGUCAGCGGUGGCGGGUACCUUGAUACGGGCGGCUACCAGGGCGGCUUUGACCCCCUGCCGUCCCCGCUCUCGACGGCGGGCCGGUGGGGGCCGCAGGGGCAGCAGCAGCAGCAGCAGACGUACGGGCGGACCCUGUCUUCCGUCAGCCUGACGGACAGCAUAUCCGCGUCGUCGGUCGGCGGCGGCGGCGAGGGCUGCGUGGAGAGCAGCUUCCAGAUCGAGACGAAGCGCAAGGCCCGGGACCUCGUCCGCUCGCUGCGCCUCGGCGCGCGCGACGCCAACAUGACGCCCGCCCAGGCGUGCGCCAGCCUGUCGUCGCUGUUCGCGCGGCACCCAGAGAGCAAGCAGCACUUCCUGAGCGAGGGGGGCGUGCUGGCCGCCAUGGAGAUGCUGGACAGCGACACGACGAAAAUCCUGGAGCCAGCCGUGGAGCUGGUGUGCGCGUUCACCGCCGGCGACACGCGCCUGCUGGAGAGCCUCUGCCUCGUCGGCAUCGUCCCCGCGAUGUGCCGCAUGGCGCUGCCCGCGCCGCCUGGCGCGGAGCGCCUGCGGUCGCGCGCCGCGGGGUUUGUGCAGCAGCUCUGCUUCAGCGGCGCCACCACGCUCCAGAUGCUCAUUGCCUGCGGCGGCCUGCGGCACCUGGUGCUGAUGGUGCAGGACAACCUGCAGGACCCCUCCAGCCUGACGCCCACCGGCCUGGCCUGCAUCUGGCGGGCCCUCGAGGCGCACAGCGCGCUGCCAAUAAACUACACCUGCCGCCUCCUGGCGCAGGCCGGCCUCGUACCGCGCCUAUUCGCGGUGAUCCGUCAAGCGGUCAGCCUGCAGGCGCGCUCGGAGCGGCAGCAGCAGCAGCAGCAGCAGGCGGGCGGGGGCGGCAGCAGCGGCGCGCUGUCGGCGCGGCACGCGCACACGCUCAGCAACGCCUCGGGGUAUGACUCGAGCGCGGCGUCCGCAGUGGGUCUGGGAGGGGUCGCGCGGAGUGCGCUCAGCACGAAAGAGGUCGGGCUGGGCGGCAGCCUGGCAGGCACGGACGAGCUGCAGCUGCGCCAGUCGGCGCGCAACGGCGACGCCUCCGCCGGCGCGUCGUCCUCCUCCGCGCCCCGCCGCAACGACGGCGGCGCGGACCAGAACGGCCCCUCGUCCUCGCCGCUGUCCACCGCCGCCGCCGCGGCGCAGCAGCAGCAGCGGCUGCUGGCGGCCGCCAACCUGGAGGUGUGGCAGGCGUCUGCGGCGCCGGGGCAGGCCAGGAACGACUGGGCGCUGGAAAAGUGCUCGGGCCUGCUGCUAGUGCUCGCGCACGCGGACGCGGCGGUGAAGGCGACGAUGUGCAGCAAGGACGGGCUGCAGUCGCUGCUGGACUGCCUGCAGCGGCUGCAGCCGCCGCACCUGGUGAAGGGCGCAGCCGCUGGGGGCGUUGCCUGCAUACUGCUUUGA
Monoraphidium neglectum is the source of this 3228-nucleotide messenger RNA. RefSeq lists its product as hypothetical. Gene Ontology annotation, biological process: protein phosphorylation. The transcript is spliced from 10 exons. The record is from RefSeq and is a predicted model, not a curated record. The coding region runs from base 1 to 3228 and encodes 1075 amino acids. Gene Ontology annotation, molecular function: ATP binding; protein kinase activity. NCBI's taxonomy places the organism in Eukaryota, Viridiplantae, Chlorophyta, Chlorophyceae, Sphaeropleales, Selenastraceae.